This is a messenger RNA of Zea mays, 1907 nucleotides long. Its product is annotated as F-box protein At4g22280. The transcript has 3 exons. The record is from RefSeq and is a predicted model, not a curated record. Gene Ontology annotation, molecular function: protein binding. The coding region runs from base 265 to 1650 and encodes 461 amino acids. Lineage: Eukaryota; Viridiplantae; Streptophyta; Magnoliopsida; Poales; Poaceae.
UACACGUGAGUGACUACUUUCCCCAUCCGACCUGCACAUAAGCUGCCGCCACCGUGUCUCUCCUCUUCAUCCACCUCGCGCGGAGUUCCGCAGCGGCGCAGCUCAAAAUUCCUGCCCUCUCGCCAUCAAAUCAUGCGAAGGAUUUGCUAAACAGGCCAUCCAUGUUUUCGUCAUCUGUCAGUGUCAGGUACUUGCAAAUUUUCUAGAAACCUUCUUUAGAGAUCCGACUAAUCCAUUCCGUCGAUCGAGUCCCGUCCGCUCCAUAUGGAAGAAGGCGGCCGCCAUGACCAUGACGCGGGCGACCGCAUCAGCAGCCUACCCGACGACCUCCUCUUCUCAAUCCUCCUCCGCAUCGGAUCCAUUCGCGCCGCCGCGCGCACCAGCGUGCUCUCCCGCCGCUGGCGCCACGUCUGGGCCCGCCUGCCCGAGCUCCGCCUCGGCACAUGCGACGAGCAGCCGGGGGCGACGUUCCUGGACUUCGUCGACGCCGUCCUCGACGCCUGCUCCGCCCCGGCCGUCCACCGCCUUGAGGUGGCCAUGUACUGCCAUGGCCUUCGAGUCCAUGCGUGCCGCCUCGUCCCGUGGCUACGCUUCGCCUCGCAGCGCCGGGUGGGGGAUAUCCAUAUCCAAGUGCCAUCCCAGAAGAAAUUCUUCUUGUCUAAGCCCAUCAAAGAGGAGCUCGAGCUUCCCGUGUGCGAUGGAGCGACGAGAAUCACCCUCUCGCUCGAGCGACGAUGGAGCCUCCGCCUCUGUCCGGCGGGCUCGUUCAUGUCGCUGACCGACCUGCACAUAAGCUGCGCCACCAUGGCAGGCAGCGAGCUUGGCAACCUUGUGUCCGAGCAGUGCCCGCUCCUGAGGAAUCUGUACCUUUUCGUCAGGCUGGCUGCUGCUUCCAACGUGUCCAUACACUCCAACUCGCUUCAGUCCCUCUCAUUCAACGUCCAAAACACCCAGAAGCUAGAAGUCAUGGCCCCUAAGCUUGAAGUGCUGGCCGUAUGUGAUGCCACUAAGGCACAUAUCUCUGCCCCAAAGCUCUCCGUGGUAAGUUGGGACAAUGACACUGGCUACAACCCUCUGUGCCACCACUUUGCCAAUGCUGCCCGUCACCUCCGCCUGCUACACUUGGGCUCAAAGUGUGUAUCCGCUUCCCUGAUGCGUCAAUUCGAUGAAGUUGAUGUGCUGAAGCUGAAGCUGAACCUCCUCAAUAUUAAGGGAACAGAGGCAUACACAAAUUUAUUGAAUGAAACGGCUGCACUACCCAAGUGUGAGGAAUUAAAGUUACGAGUGUCAUUAAGGGCUUCCCAACACAACUUUGCAUCAAUCAUGUUUCAUAUCUUAAGGAGCUGCAACAAUACAAGGAGGAUUUCGAUAAAGAUCGAUUCUAGCAUGGUGUAUCUUUGCCCAUCCUCUUGCUUUUGUCUCGGGCCGCAGAUUUUCAAGGCUGAUGGCAUUAUUCUCGAGUCCCUUGAAGAGGUGAAAAUUACUUUUAUUAGACAUUGCUAUGGACAAGUGCAGUUCGUGGAGGAGUUUGCCAGGUGCCAUGCACCAAGCCUGAAAAAGUUAGUCGUCAACUCACCAACCAAAGGGCUACAAGAGAUGGUCGGCGGAUUGUUUGAUCCGGAUGUCACUGUCAAAUGCAAUGUUAUCUAGCGCCAGAGGGGUGUGUCUUUGAAAAAGAUAAAUCUAUAUUUGAAAUUUACCAUAAACCAGCUCCACCAGGGAAUUCAGGAUCUACUAGUGAACUAUUUAGAUACACAAUAGCUUUAAAUCCAUAAAAUAUAAUAGGUUUUGGUUGGAAUGCCUUGUUUUGCUAUUGAGGUGAAUAUUUGUCACCGGCUAGUUCAUUUUUGAACUACACGUCGACAAAUAAAAAUGACAAAGGGAGUGUAUCUUUUUUUUUCCACAUA